CUGUGUCGAGGAGAGACAGACCACCCAUUCGUUUCCUCCCCCAAAACUGUCCACACACAGAACCCGCUGGCGCUUCCAUCUUCUGUCAUCGUUUCUCACAGAUCCCGUCAUUGACUGAUACAGCUCGGUGAUGUGGUGCAGUAGAACAGCGCUCGGGAGACUGCGGAGGAUCGCCCCGUGUACCGUCACCGGAUUUCACCGCGCAAUGUCCACGUUACCGAAAGUGUAUGUGACGCGCAAGGUGCCGCCGGACGGACUGGACAUUCUCCGCAAAUCCGGACAGGUGCAGUUUGAGAUGUGGGACUCUGAUGAACCUGUGCCGCGACUGGAGCUGCUGAAAAAGGUCAAAGGUUGUGAUGGAAUUCUAUGUGUACUCACAGAGAAGAUUGAUAUUCAACUAUUGGAAGCUGCAGGUCCAAAUCUGAAAGUCGUCAGCACUAUGUCAGUGGGCUUUGAUCAUCUUUCUCUGGAUGAGCUCAAGAAAAGGGGAAUCCGUGUAGGAUAUACUCCAGAUGUUCUGACCGAUUGUGUGGCUGAAUUGACUGUUGCCUUGUUACUCGCUGCAUCCAGAAGACUCACUGAGGCCACACAUGAGGCUAAAACGGGUGGCUGGGGAACAUGGAGAACUUUAUGGCUAUGUGGUCAUGAACUUGCAAACAGCACAGUUGGCAUCUUGGGACUUGGGAGGAUUGGUGUGGCUAUCGCCGAGCGUCUGAAGCCAUUUAAGGUGAAGAAAUUCAUCUACACAGAUGUGGCGCAGAGAGUGGAGCUCGCAAAUAUGAUAGAGGCAGAAUAUGUCUCUUUUGAUGAGCUGGCCAAGCAGUCUGAUUUCCUGGCUGUAUGCUGUGCUCUGACUCCAGAGACUCAUGGGAUCUGCAAUUGGAAUCUCUUCUCCAAGAUGAAGAGAAACGCCAUCUUCAUCAACACAAGCAGAGGUGGAGUGGUUAAUCAGGAGGAUCUGUAUAAAGCCCUGUCCACCGAUCUGAUCGCUGGAGCCGGGCUGGAUGUCACCACACCUGAACCACUGCCCACAAACCAUCCUCUUUUCUCACUCAAAAACUGCGUGAUUCUUCCCCACAUUGCCAGUGCUUCAUAUACGACACGGAACGCCAUGUCUGCUCUUGCAGCCAACAACCUGCUGGCUGGACUCAGGGGAGAACCCAUGCCUAAAGAACUGAAACUGUAAAACUAGACAGUUAAAUAAUAGUUCAUACAAAAAUGGAAAAUCUACUUUAGGACACAGAAAAUUUCUGAAAAAU
This is a messenger RNA of Carassius carassius (crucian carp), 1259 nucleotides long. RefSeq names its product glyoxylate reductase/hydroxypyruvate reductase-like. The coding region runs from base 131 to 1186 and encodes 351 amino acids. The record is from RefSeq and is a predicted model, not a curated record. Gene Ontology annotation, molecular function: hydroxypyruvate reductase [NAD(P)H] activity; hydroxypyruvate reductase (NADH) activity; glyoxylate reductase (NADPH) activity. Gene Ontology annotation, cellular component: cytosol. The transcript has 9 exons. NCBI's taxonomy places the organism in Eukaryota, Metazoa, Chordata, Actinopteri, Cypriniformes, Cyprinidae.